AUGGGUUUACUGAGUAUUCUGGCCGCUAGCCUUUCAACGACACUGCUCACCAGUUUCGUUUUGGCACAGAGCACGAUUCCGGCCUGGGGACAAUGCGGCGGUAAUGGUUGGAGCGGCGCCACGACUUGCGUGAGCGGCUACACCUGCUCAAUCCUCAAUCCAUUCUAUCAUCAGUGCAUCCCGGGGUCCAGCACCCCUACGAUCACUUCCGCCGGGCCCGUCUCUACUUCAACCACGCCCGUCAUAACACCUACCGACACCCGCACGACCACCCGCGCUUCAACGACUCUCACCACCGUAACCACCACAGCAGCAGGUGGCGGUGGCACCGUGCCCACAACUCUGGUCUCAGGGUGGUACUGGAUUCGUGCCGUCGCCUCGCCCAACUUCCACAGCUAUCUCCAGGCCAAGCCCACCCUCACGCCCAGCAAAGCCUACCUCGAGGCCCCCAGCAGUGCGGGCCAGUUCAAGAUAGAUGCCGGUCAACUGGUUCAUCUGACAGGGCCAUCCUCCCUGUACCUCAACGUCGAGAACCCAACAGACAAGACGCAGCGGAAGCUUGAGACGUGGUUCAGCACGAGCAAAAAUACAUACGGUACGUUCGCCUUUCAGGGCGAUACUCUCACGUGGAGCACGCCAGACAUCAACCGCCCGAAUCUUGCUGCGUGGCUUGUCUGUGAGAACCAGCAGGUUUUCAUCAACACGGGGGCAUAUUUAUACCAGACGCCUGCCGGGUGUUUUGACCAGACUAUACACUCGUACGGGGGGUCUACGGCGGACCUCUGA
Messenger RNA from Colletotrichum graminicola M1.001, 786 nucleotides. RefSeq lists its product as uncharacterized. NCBI's taxonomy places the organism in Eukaryota, Fungi, Ascomycota, Sordariomycetes, Glomerellales, Glomerellaceae. The record is from RefSeq and is a predicted model, not a curated record. Gene Ontology annotation, cellular component: extracellular region. The transcript has 4 exons. The coding region runs from base 1 to 786 and encodes 261 amino acids. Gene Ontology annotation, molecular function: cellulose binding. Gene Ontology annotation, biological process: carbohydrate metabolic process.